Zeugodacus cucurbitae (melon fly) is the source of this 2549-nucleotide messenger RNA. RefSeq names its product ADP-dependent glucokinase. Gene Ontology annotation, cellular component: endoplasmic reticulum. The record is from RefSeq and is a predicted model, not a curated record. Gene Ontology annotation, biological process: glucose metabolic process. The coding region runs from base 529 to 2028 and encodes 499 amino acids. Gene Ontology annotation, molecular function: ADP-specific glucokinase activity. The transcript is spliced from 4 exons. NCBI's taxonomy places the organism in Eukaryota, Metazoa, Arthropoda, Insecta, Diptera, Tephritidae.
GUUUUUGUUUUGCUUGUGCCGCUGGCAGUUACUUUGUUGUUGUCUUGUGUUUAUGCAUUAUCGGCAUUUGUGUUCAGUUGGUCAUUCCGUAUCAAUUUCUAGUUUCGCGUUAUGAAUAUUUCAUAGUCUUGAACUGGUGUUGAGAAAAAAAUGUAAAUUCUGCAGUUGUGGCAUAAAUAUACAGGCAGAAAUAAUAAUUUGUAUGCAUAUGCAUAACAACAACAACUACAUAGUAAGAUAAGAAAGAAAAAAAACGUAGUUAACCAACAGCAUCAGUCAAAGCGGUUUGAUGUGUGGCGUGGAGUGUGAGCCGGAACAGCAGCCAGACAAGUUGUAGAAAAAAAUCUAUUUCCACAACGAAAAGUCAACGAAUUUUCUUGUAGUGUGAAAAAAAAAAAACUAAUAAAAGUUUUACAAAACGCAGAACAUAAAUAAAAAGCUGACGCUUUAAGAAAUAGCUACAUAUUUAUAGACUCAAGGUUGACGAGUGCCAAAGCGGCUUGAAAAAAUAAAAAGAAAAAAAAUACAAUGACUUCGGUUAUAAAGUACAUGUCGCUGGUGACCACCUGCUCGGUAUUUGCAGCGCUAAUUUCUAUUGUUUGGCAAGCAUUCUUGUCACUUAAACAAUUAAACAAAACCACUUCAAUUUUGACGGGGCUGCUGGCGAUUGAAGGCAGUUUAAAGAAGCCACUACAAGCGCCCAAGGUUGCUGUGGGUUAUGGUGCUUGCACAGAUUUGUUGUUGCAUGCGACAGACUUUCUAAACUAUACGGAGGAGUUGGUAAAAGGUGUUGGUCCAGAAUUUACAGUAGACGAAGUGAAUGACAGACAAGAGUUGCUACAAACAUUCGCAUAUUAUUUUCAAAAUGGUGCAGCAGCAGAACGCAUCAUGCCGAACACCGAUUUGUUUAGGGAACUUGUACAAAUUGCCAAAAAUAGACACCGUGACAGCAUACAAUGGUUCCUUGGCGGCAAUGCACCACUUAUGAGCACACGCUUUCAUUUGGAAGGCGCUGAUGUACUCUUAGGCGCGCGCAUGUCAAAGAAAUUACGUCGCCUAGUACCGGAAGAAAUAAAAAUAGCAGGUGAUGAGAUUCCUGAAGAUGACAUCCACUUAAUAUUGGAGUACAAGUCCGGUGACACCUGGGGUCCACUUGAAGCGCCACGCGCAAAUCGUUAUAUACUACACAGUGAUCAAAAUAAUCCGCAUUUGAAUUCAGUUGAACAUUUCGAUGCGGCUGUGCGUAAUUUCCGCCCACGUUUACUCGUUAUCAGCGGCAUACAAAUGAUGGAUAGCUAUAAAUUCGCACCGGGUGUACGUGAGGCCCGGCUACACAAAGUGCAAGAACAAAUCACAUCACAAACAUCGGCGACAUUGCAACAUUUCGAAAUGGCAAGUUAUGUCGAAAUCGAAUUGCUACAAUUGCUGCGCCAAUACGUGCUGCCAUAUGUGGAUUCGUUAGGCAUGAACGAGCAAGAGUUGGAAAAUUUGCGACAGGUGUUAACACAUGGACGCACAACGCUAGCUACGGACUGGAAUCCACGUUUGGCCACAGCCUUAGAUCAAAUGCGUGAUGUUUUUCAACUUUUAGCACAAGAUUACUACAAAAAUGCUACUGGCUUGCCACGGCGUCGCCUCCUCACACGUAUACAUGUGCAUACACUGGCCUAUCAAGCAUUGUUAACCGUGCGUGACUCGCAGUGGGAGCGCACACAAUUGGCUGCGGCUAAGGCAGCACUCACAGCACACCGGCAUGUUUGCCAAACUGAUAUGAUCAAUCCCGAAUCUGCAUUACUCAUCUUAGACGACAGUUUUUCUACCAGCGCACGCAACAAGAACAAAGCCAGUCGCAUACAAUUUAAUCCACAACAACCUGUGCCCUGCUGGAAUGAAACUAUCGCUGUGAAUGAUCAGAAGUCAUUACCUAUCGAGAUCUGUGUAGCUCCGGUGUUAGUGUGUCGUGUGGCAAAGAAAACUGCUGGCGCUGGCGACAAUAUUUCGGCGGCCGCGUUAUCCCAACAGUUGUAAAUGCAUAUGCAUGUGUAUAAGUGGCGUGCCGUGACGUUAUAUGUUAAGCAAGUGCCCUCUCCAAACGACUGUUGCAACCCAGAGUGACCUUAAAACACAUAUGGAUCCUAUGACCUGUAGUAAUGGACGGAACAAUAAUUUAAAAGAAAAUAUAUACACGUUUCUUUUACAUAUUUCUCAAACAUUCCACAACGCGCAAAUUAUAACCUAUUUGAUUGUUCCUUGAAGUGAUUGACGGUGUUUAUAUUAUAGCGUAUAUUCUAUAUUUUUAGUCUAAAAUUCAUAUUAACUGUGUUCAUUUAACUACGUGAACUGUAGUGUAAUAGUUAUAUUACAAUGUUGAUGAUUUUUGUUUUGUACGUGGUGACGUCUCGAUAAUUAAAUUACAUCCCUAGUUGUUUACUAAUUUAUUAGGCUGCAUUAAAAAUUUAAAUUAUAAGAGUAUGGAGAUAUUCGCAUAUUGAUAAAUUGAAAAAUAACAGAAAAAAAUAUACACAGUUAUUAAUAAAAUAACAAGAAAU